AUGUUCACCCCGCAGCAGGUCAAGCAAUUCAAGGAGGCGUUCAAUAUGAUGGACCAGGACGGCGACGGCCGCGUCGAUGAGAAGGAUUUGCGGGCGAUGUUGACGAAUCUUGGCCAAACUCCCACGCCGACGCUGCUUGACGGCCUUCUCUCGUCGCGACCUGGCGGCGCGGCCGCAACCGACGAAGAGAAGGCGUCAGGCAUCAACUUCACUCAGUUCCUCGCUAUGAUGGGCGAGCGUCUCCUGUCGCUGGACGAGGAGCACGACAUGCUCGAGGCGUUCGCUUGCUUUGACGACGGUGACAAGGGCUACGUCAUGGUCGACGAAGUUCGGCCAGUGCUGAAGGAGAUGGGUGACCGCAUGACGGACGAGGAGAUCGACCGUCUGUUCUCAGGCCCCUUCACGGACCGCCAAGGUCGCUUCAAUUACGUCGAAUGGGCCAAGGUGCUCCGUGUCAACGACGGUGAGCCGGAACGCGAAGACGCCAUCCAGAUGUAA
Messenger RNA from Trichosporon asahii var. asahii CBS 2479, 498 nucleotides. Its product is annotated as myosin, light chain 2, 20 kDa. Gene Ontology annotation, molecular function: myosin heavy chain binding; calcium ion binding; cytoskeletal motor regulator activity. Gene Ontology annotation, biological process: actomyosin structure organization; mitotic cytokinesis. Gene Ontology annotation, cellular component: myosin II complex; cytoplasm. The transcript is spliced from 3 exons. NCBI's taxonomy places the organism in Eukaryota, Fungi, Basidiomycota, Tremellomycetes, Trichosporonales, Trichosporonaceae. The coding region runs from base 1 to 498 and encodes 165 amino acids. The record is from RefSeq and is a predicted model, not a curated record.